CUCCAAGACGACCAUACCGACGACCUCUUCCACCCAUGGUCACGACCAACACCAUGUCCUCCCUCCUUGAGAUCUCGCACGAGCUUCUCCACAUAAUCUUCGCGGAAACCUCGCCAGCCGACCUCGCUGCUCUGUCGGCGUCGUGUCGAACGUUGCAUAGCUAUGUGCGGAGCAAUCGACUGCUGCAUAAGGACUUGUAUGUGAGGUUCUACGAUGAGCCGAGACAACGACUUACACCGACAUUUUCGACUGCUGCGACUUCAUCAACACCCACAAAUUCCGCCGCGGAGGCAAGUUCGUCGUGUGAGUCGACACCGAGAGAGAAAGAGCCGGACUGGGAGGAGGAGUUGCACAAAUUGGUGCGGAUGGAUAAGAUUCUGAACUCGACAGACAUCGCGGCAAAGAGGGAGAACUUGGGGUUCGUGGCGGAGCAGAUUGAGCAUUUGGUGCAGACGGCUUCGACAACGGAUCCGGAGUCAAGUCAGAACCUCGCUUUGCUUCGAAGGGUGUUCCAGAAUGAUGCCAAUAUCGACACGUUCCUCUGCUCUUCCUCGCUCUUCGCGAGGGCGGGAAAUGAUCAACAGCAACCGGCUGAGACGGAAGAGAUGAGGCAGGCGAGUGCAAAGUUGCAUUGCUACUAUGGUGUGCCGAUCGAUUCCACCCGCUCCGCCGUCCUCAAACCCCGCCUCACCCACCCCUUCGCCCGCUCAAAAGUCUACGACCUCCGCGAAUACACCCUUCAAACUCUCUGGGGCCCUUUCCGCGCCGACGGCUCCGGACGCGUAGACUGGGAGAAAGUCGAAGCCAUCAUGAUCGUGUUGGGGUAUAAUCUCAACAAGUUCGCGGGCCGGUCGGAGGGGAGAUUCCAAGUAGCGUGGAACCAACCCUUCGAUGGAGCAACGGCUGGAUCUUUCAGGUCGCCGCCGAAGGAGCCGGAGUUGAAGCGAGUGAGGGAGUUGGCGUUGGGAUUGGAUGCUCAAGAUCCGUUCGGAGUGAGUGGAAGUUGGAUGAGGGUGGUGUGUUUCUUGGACUACAAUGAUUUGUAUUCGUUCAAUUUCACCGAGAGGAUCCCUGAAGGGCAGGCGAGGGACGGGAUUGAGACGGAAGAAGCCAUCCGACUAAUCCGCAUCAAGCUCCAAGUAACACGUAUCGACCCGCCUGGGAGCGACGGUCUCGACUGGUCCAAUUUUACCGGCACCCGUCUACCAGUCGUGCACUUCCGCGGCACCUCACGCAGCCUCCACGCUUCUUGGGAUCCCAAUGCCAAUUCUCGCAUUCGCGGCACGGUGCGUCAGACACCCGAGGGGGAGAUCCGAUGGACGACUUUCUCGAUCUUCCAUGGAGAGGAGAGGUGGAGGAGUGAGGGGAUUCAGGUCGGUGGGAGGGGGAGUAAGAGAGGCGUUCUGGGGAAUUGGUUUGAUAAGGAUUAUGAUAUGCAUGGUCCUGCGGGCCCGACUGCGUUUUGGAAGGAGAGCGAUGAGGUUGGAGAGGAGAAGGGGGCUGCGGGAGCUGCUGGGGGGCCGUUGAGUUGGUUUUGA
Messenger RNA from Zymoseptoria tritici IPO323, 1538 nucleotides. RefSeq lists its product as uncharacterized. Gene Ontology annotation, molecular function: protein binding. The transcript has 5 exons. The coding region runs from base 36 to 1538 and encodes 500 amino acids. The record is from RefSeq and is a predicted model, not a curated record. NCBI's taxonomy places the organism in Eukaryota, Fungi, Ascomycota, Dothideomycetes, Mycosphaerellales, Mycosphaerellaceae.